AUGGGCACCGGGGCUGGGCGGGGGGCGGCGACCGCGCCGCUGCUGCUGGCGGUGGCCGCGCUGCUGCUGGGUGCCACGGGCCACCUGUACCCCGGAGAGGUGUGCCCUGGCAUGGAUAUCCGGAACAACCUCACGCGGUUGCAUGAGCUGGCCAACUGCUCGGUCAUUGAAGGACAUCUGCAGAUACUGCUGAUGUUCAAAACGAGGCCCGAGGAUUUCCGAGACCUCAGCUUCCCCAAACUCAUCAUGAUCACUGAUUACUUGCUGCUCUUCCGGGUCUAUGGGCUGGAGAGCCUGAAGGACCUGUUCCCCAACCUCACGGUCAUCCGGGGCUCACGUCUCUUCUUCAACUAUGCACUGGUCAUCUUCGAGAUGGUGCACCUGAAGGAGCUUGGCCUCUACAGCUUGAUGAACAUUACCCGGGGCUCCGUCCGCAUUGAGAAGAACAAUGAGCUCUGCUACCUGGCCACCAUCGACUGGUCGCGCAUCCUGGAUUCCGUGGAGGAUAAUUACAUUGUGCUGAACAAAGAUGACAACGAGGAGUGUGGGGACAUUUGUCCAGGCACCGCAAAGGGAAAGACCAACUGCCCUGCCACUGUCAUCAACGGGCAGUUUGUCGAGCGGUGUUGGACUCACAGCCACUGUCAGAAAGUUUGUCCCACCAUCUGCAAGUCACACGGCUGCACCGCCGAGGGUCUCUGCUGCCACGGCCAGUGUUUGGGCAAUUGCUCCGAGCCCGACGACCCCACCAAGUGCGUGGCCUGUCGCAACUUCUACCUGGAUGGCAGGUGCGUGGAGACCUGCCCGCCCCCAUACUACCACUUCCAAGACUGGCGCUGUGUGAACUUCAGCUUCUGCCAGGACCUGCACAACAGAUGCAAGAACUCCCGGAGACAGGGCUGCCACCAAUACGUCAUUCACAACAGCAAGUGCAUCCCCGAGUGCCCCUCUGGCUACACGAUGAAUUCCAGCAAGGAAUCCCAAGGGCCUUUGAAGCUCUGUGCCGGGACCUGGGACUGCCAUCACCGAGGUCAUUCUGAAGAAUUGGAUAUGCCAAGGGUGUGUAACCAGCCCCGCCAGUCCCUGCCCCCUGCUCACGGUGCACCUGUUUUCCCUUUCUCCUUUGCAGACCCUUCCGUCCCCCUGGAUCCAAUCUCCGUUUCUAACUCCUCGUCCCAGAUUAUUCUGAAGUGGAAGCCUCCCUCUGAUCCCAAUGGCAACAUCACACACUACCUGGUUUUCUGGGAGAGGCAGGUAGAAGACAGUGAGCUGUAUGAGCUGGAUUACUGCCUCAAAGGGUUGAAGCUGCCCUCCCGGACCUGGUCUCCGCCGUUCGAGGCCGAGGGCUCCCAGAAGCACAACCAGAGUGAAUACGAGGAGUCUGCCGGCGAAUGUUGCUCCUGCCCCAAGACGGACUCUCAGAUCCUCAAGGAGCUGGAGGAGUCCUCUUUUAGGAAGACCUUUGAGGAUUACCUGCACAAUGUGGUGUUCGUCCCCAGAAAAUCCUCUUCAAGCCCUGGUGCUGAGGACACUAGGCCAUCGCGGAAACGCCGGGCCCUCAGGGACGUUGCCAACGUGACGGCGGCCGCGCCCACGGUUCCGGGUUUCCCCAACACCUCGACCAGCGCGCCCACGAGCCCGGAGGAGCACAAGCCCUUCGAGAAAGUGGUGAACAAAGAAUCCCUGGUCAUCUCUGGGCUGCGCCACUUCACUGGCUAUCGCAUCGAGCUGCAGGCUUGCAACCAAGACUCCCCCGAGGAGAGGUGCAGCGUGGCAGCUUACGUGAGCGCCAGGACCAUGCCCGAAGCCAAGGCAGAUGACAUUGUUGGCCCCGUGACCCACGAAAUCUUCGAGAACAAUGUCGUUCACCUGAUGUGGCAGGAGCCAAAGGAACCCAACGGUCUGAUCGUGCUGUAUGAAGUGAGUUACCGGCGCUAUGGUGAUGAGGAGCUGCACCUCUGUGUCUCCCGCAGACAUUUUGCUCUGGAGCGGGGCUGCAGGCUGCGUGGGCUGCCGCCGGGGAAUUACAGCGUGCGAGUCCGGGCCACCUCCCUGGCGGGCAACGGCUCGUGGACAGAAGCCACCUAUUUCUACGUGACAGACUAUUUAGAUGUCCCGUCGAAUAUUGCAAAAAUCAUCAUCGGCCCCCUCAUCUUUGUCUUUCUCUUCAGUGUUGUGAUUGGAAGUAUCUACCUGUUCCUGAGAAAGAGGCAGCCGGAUGGGCCACUGGGACCGCUGUACGCGUCUUCAAACCCCGAGUACCUCAGUGCCAGUGACGUCUUCCCAUGUUCUGUGUAUGUGCCGGACGAGUGGGAGGUGCCUCGGGAGAAGAUCACGCUCCUGCGUGAGCUGGGGCAGGGCUCCUUCGGCAUGGUGUACGAAGGCAACGCGAGGGACAUUGUCAAGGGCGAGGCGGAGACCCGCGUGGCGGUGAAGACGGUCAACGAGUCGGCCAGUUUGCGGGAGAGGAUCGAGUUUCUCAACGAGGCCUCAGUCAUGAAGGGCUUCACCUGUCAUCACGUGGUCCGCCUCCUGGGGGUGGUGUCCAAAGGCCAGCCAACGCUGGUGGUGAUGGAGCUGAUGGCUCACGGCGACCUGAAGAGCUACCUCCGCUCCCUGCGGCCGGAGGCUGAGAAUAACCCUGGCCGCCCUCCCCCUACCCUGCAAGAGAUGAUUCAGAUGGCGGCGGAGAUUGCCGACGGGAUGGCCUACCUGAAUGCCAAGAAGUUUGUGCACCGAGAUCUCGCAGCCCGAAACUGCAUGGUCGCCCACGAUUUCACUGUCAAAAUUGGAGAUUUUGGGAUGACCAGAGACAUCUAUGAAACGGAUUACUACCGGAAAGGAGGCAAGGGUCUGCUCCCCGUGCGGUGGAUGGCACCGGAAUCCCUGAAGGACGGGGUCUUUACCACUUCUUCUGACAUGUGGUCCUUCGGCGUGGUCCUUUGGGAAAUCACCAGCUUGGCAGAACAGCCUUACCAAGGCCUGUCUAAUGAACAGGUGUUGAAAUUUGUCAUGGAUGGAGGGUAUCUGGAUCAACCCGACAAUUGUCCAGAGAGAGUCACUGACCUGAUGCGAAUGUGCUGGCAGUUCAAUCCUAAGAUGCGGCCCACCUUCCUGGAGAUCGUCGACCUGCUCAAGGACGACCUGCACCCCAGCUUUCCAGAAGUUUCCUUCUUCCACAGCGAGGAGAACAAGGCGCCUGAGAGUGAGGAGCUGGAGAUGGAGUUCGAGGACAUGGAGAGUGUCCCCCUGGAUCGGGCCUCACACUCUCAGAGGGAGGAGGCCGGGGGCCGGGAUGGAGGGUCCUCACUGGGCCUAAAGCGGAACUACGAGGAGCAUAUCCCCUACACCCACAUGAACGGGGGCAAGAAAAACGGACGGAUCCUGACUCUGCCGAGGUCGAAUCCUUCCUAACAGCGCCUGUUUUGGGGAGUGGUUCCCAUCUUCGCUUUCCUCUGGUUUGAAGGCCUCCAGAAAACUCAGGAUUCUCCUAUGAAUCUGCCCCAGUGUCAGACGGAGCUCAGAGAUCAUUACUAUCCAUUGAUGUUCAUCUAUGGCUUAAAAACACAUGUGUCUGACUGCCAAUUUGACGAGCUGUCAGAGAACUGAACUGUGACCCUAGAGGAGAAGGGGUUUCCUCAGCUGCUGUCCUUGUAGGCAACUGCGGUUUUAAGCCAGGAUGUUACUAUUUUUUUUCUAGUAGAUUGAGAGCAAGCACCUGUUUUUACAAAUCUUCUUCUUCUUUUUUUCUUCCUGGUGUCUGAGCUACAGUAUAAAGCAUAAAACUUGUCUGUGGAACAAAAGUUUGAAAGAAAGAAAAACAAAACAAAACAAAAACCCAACCCUGUUCCAGUAGAAUUUCAGGCUUUCUGGAGUGGGCUUCAGGAAGGUUUUUUUUUCUCAUCCAGGCUGAAGGAUUUUUUUUUUUUUCUUCACAAAAUCAGUUCCUCAAAUUGACCAAUAGCUGCUGCUUUUAUACUUUUGAUAAGGAUCUGCAGUCCCAGUGUGUGGCUCACGAGUCUCCGCGUGUGUGUGUGUGUCUAUAUGUCCAGGCUAGACAGGGCUGGUCAGUGUGUGUGUGUGCAAAGCGUUCAUGCUGAGUUGACGCUUUGAGGGUCGGCUCAUGAAGGUUCUGCUCUUCUUGAGCUCCUGAUCCUCCCAUCUCCUUCCUUCUUAUUUACUGGGAGACUGUGCCCUCCACAGAUUGUUCUGCCCCAAGCCUAGUCUCAGGAGUCUUUUCUCCCUUAACUUUGGUGAAAAAUGUUUCCCAGGAGCCAAGGGAGUAGUUUGGAGUGAUAGUGGAUCUUUUCAAGACCAAACAAAGCUAGGACAAAAAAAAAGACAAAAAGAAAAAAAAAAAAAAAAAAGAACUGAGAUGAUUAAGAGUUUUGAGAAUAUAUUUGUAACAUAUUUAAUUUUUUAAAACUCUCCAACGUCAGCCUCAUAAGUUAUUAACUGUUUCCCGGGGUUGGGGGAGGGCUUGUGGGUUGGUCUGCCUGUGUGCAGAGGGGGAGCGAGGCACCAGUUGCUGAUUUGUUUGGUCUUAAAGGCAUCCACUUUUCUGGGAAUAAAGCCACAUUAGCUGCUGACCCUUUUGGACGUGAUGAGGCCACGCUGAGGGUGUGGGCGAUUGGGUUUGGUGGAUGGUUUGGUUUCUGCUUGGGGAAGCUGAUAGCCACCUGGAGCUGAGUCCCACCUUCAGACACACUUGUGGCUCUUGGAUCUGUUGGUUCCUUGUGUGUACCUCACAUGCUUCCUCAACUGGGUGUGCACAUACCACAACAAAAUCAGACCCCAAAGGGUGACAGCCCAGAUGGACUUUGAGAACACUAAGCAAUAUGAAGCUAGAUGCACCUGUCGGUCCCUUCCACCCUCAGGGCAUCCAACUGUCCUCAGAGUUGACCUCCCAGAAGCUGCUCUGUGCCCAGUGACCUCAGCUGGGCCAGAUGUGGGGCCUGAGCAGAACUCUCAGGUGCUUAUGAUGUUGCAGUCCCCAAGAAAGUAGAGUCUGGAGGAGAAACUGCUAAGGACCUUCACGCCACCAAGAACUUCUGAAUGGGCAUGAAUCCAGUUUCUUCCCUUUGGGGAAAGAAUCACAGCUGCUCAAAUAAAGAACAUGGUGAACUCAUUACUUCAGUUCAUCAGAAUCAUCACCCACGGGUUAUCCCUGAGAGCAUUUCCUCAUGAGUUUUUGAUUGCUUCCUUCUCCUCUUAAAAGUUGUGGGCUUAAGAACAGGAUAGAGACAAUGGUGACCUCUGAACCUUCUCAAUUCUUGGUUAAGAACACAGGUAGACACAAAUCCCAAUUGCCUAUUACUAUCUUAUUUAUAUGAUUUGAGAAAUUACAGCACAUGAAAUAUUUCUGGGGAGCCUCAAUGAUUGGGUACAAGGAACAAGCGUACAGAAAUUAUUUUCGCCACAUUUAUUUUGUACAUAUAAGAGGGUCUGUACGUAAAUUAAGAACACAUAGAUCUAGGUAUUUUGUUCUUUUCGUAGUAAAUUUGUAGUGGCCAUAUACGACACUAGCAACAAUUUUCACAUUUUUCUAAUUCAGAAAGGUUUUCUUAUAUUAGGGGAAAAUUAUUUAUUUUAAUAUAUAAAAAUCACUGUAAAAAUCACUUUCGUAAAAAAUGGAGUGCAUGUAAAUUUUUAUCAAAGAAAAAUAAACAGGUGAAUGUGGGGUAAUGAUUUUUUUUUUCCAGCACAGUCUACCUCAGUGUAUCAUUAGGAUGUGGUUCAAUAAUGGACAUCGUUGAGACUUCAGAAUUCUGCCUGGAUCCAAUCUGAAUCAGGGAAAAUCUGUAUCAGCUGAUUCCAAAUGCCAGGGACCAGUAAGAAUUUUGAGGGAGGGAGUUGGGAUAAAGUGUGGCUUUCGUGUGAGCAUAGAUCCUUUUUCUGGCUGAUAAUCUUCUCUGAAUUCAAUCCCCCUCCACUUUGUUUUGAUCCUCCAUCCAUUGUCACCGUGCUCCCAGACAGGAACUAAAUUUCAGGCCAUCAUGAUGUAUCUGAUGUGUGGAGUGCCCAGGCCUGAGCUGCCUUCCUUUGGUGGGGAGAGGCUACUCCAUCUCUUGCUGGUGCAAAGAGAGGCUUUAGUGCAGAGCCAGCAUCCCCACUGUCCCACUGCAUCCCCCUGAAGUAAGCAUCGAGGUGCCUUGGCUCUCCAUGGCUUGUUCCUACUCCUUUUAAGCCCGGAUGCUUUUGGGGAGUGAAACAAAUUGCACUUGUGGGCACCUCACAUGCAAACACCCGAUGUAGCAUUUCUAUUCUCUUAAGUGGAAAGGGGGAAUGUUGAAAAAUUCCAAUCCAAGAUGCACCAGCAUGCUGAGUGUAUUUUUUAGCAACAAAACCUUGGACCCCUGUGUUUGGUUGACCUCAGACCGAUACUGUUUGAACUUAUGGGGCUUUGAGAACCCAUUUGUAAGUCUGGGAGGGGCCAGCAGGGCUGUUGUCCUACUCGCCAAACCUCACCGCCCUUAUACUUUUAGACACUGCCCCUGCGGGCUCACCCUUCUGUGCUUACCCUGAAGAGGUACAGUGGAGUGCUGGGCCCACCUGCACAAAUGGGAUUUCACCUAUUAACUUCAGUUGUCUCUGCUACUGUGGUAAGAAGAGCAAGCAGCCAUUGGGUCACAAGCCUUUUUCAUCACACAAAGUUGACUCUAACAACUUUGGUCCUAGAAAGUCAUGGUUGCCCUCAGGAGGGGGUUUAUAGUGAUGAGCUAUACUGGGGGGCUUGUAGUGAUGGGCUAUAAAAAAAGCAACAAAGCCAGCUUAGGUUGACACUUUUUGUUGUUUGCUUUUAAAGAUGUCUCAUUAUUAUUAAAACCCUUUUCAUUAAUGUGGCCUAAUCCACAUAGUAGUUUCUUCUUCCGGGAGGAGAAUAGCAAGCACAUUACUUUCUCCCAGGACCAGUGAUGUCAAACACACUUCUGGAAAUGUCUGUAUUCUGGGAGCUAUCCUUGGUGCUUUCCUGUUAUUUCAAGCUAGUAGGGAGAGAUGUUGCUGGUUCUCUUGGAGAGAUGUUGAGCACAACGGAGAAAGUGUGGGAAUUGAUGCAAGGGUCUGCACAUACAAUCCUGUGACCGUUGGAGACUGCUGCCAAUUGAUGAACAAAUCUUCCAAAAUCCCACCAGAGCAGACAGUCUGCCAUAAAAUGUGCUUGUUGGGUUGGGAGGUGUUCAUUUGUAGCUGUCAAAACAGUGGGCAGUGGGCAGCAUUGCCAUCAGAGCAUGGCCCAUGCUAGUCAUCUGGGUAGGUGAUGGAUGUGUUGUAGUCCCAGGGACAAUCAUUUUUCUACUUCAUGGUGAGUGGAAGUUUGGUGUUAAAUGUCUUUUGGAUACCACUUGGUGAGUCCUUGACACCUCAGGCUCUUCAGAAAUUAUGGUUUUGUUGGGGGUAGGGAACAGGGAAAUGCUGAUUGUAUAUAAAUGGUGCACAUAGAAUGGUGUCCCUUCAGAAAGCCUUCCAGAAUGUUCUUUAGAAUAUUGAUUUCAGUGGAAAGAACAAAUGCUGAUUUAUUCGUGUGUUUGAAAGAAUGUGAUAGACUUUCAGGGGGUACAACUGAAGGUGAAUGUUUCCUUGAGGGAUCCCCCAGAAGCAGAGGGAGACAUUGACUUUUUGAGCUCAUGGUCAUCUAUACCAGUCAGGGCCAGAACCAACCUCUAGCCAAAUUCUUAUUUGGAUAUGGGCCCUAAAAGUCCUUGUUAAAAACCAGAUCACGAAUCUGAGGCUCUUGGUCCCCUUGGGAAGGAAGGAACAACUUCCAAGAUGAGUGUGUGUCUAUGCACACAUUCAGGAAUGACUUGUUUAGUCUUUCUACUUUGUGUGCCUGGGGGCGGUCUCGGCCCUGCCUGUCAGCAGCAGAAACUUCCCAUCUGUUUUCAGCAGGCACAGGAUCAAAUGGACCUCGGCUUAUGUAGAAAACAACUCAGAAACACAAAACCCACCAAAAGCUCAAUUAUUUUUUCAAUGUUUUCCUACAAGAGCCAAGUAGCGCCAUGUACAGAAUAUGCUUUUUUUUUUUUUUUUGGAAUAUUGAAAUUGCUCUGCAUGUAAAAUAUGGGAUAAUUACCUGUUUAUAUGAAAAUUCUGAAUAAAUUAUCUGAGAAUAGUC
Leptonychotes weddellii (Weddell seal) is the source of this 8113-nucleotide messenger RNA. The record is from RefSeq and is a predicted model, not a curated record. NCBI's taxonomy places the organism in Eukaryota, Metazoa, Chordata, Mammalia, Carnivora, Phocidae.